Molecule: messenger RNA, 1839 nt
Organism: Auanema sp. JU1783
Lineage: Eukaryota; Metazoa; Nematoda; Chromadorea; Rhabditida; Rhabditidae
Source: the annotation of a GenBank genome assembly
AUGUGUCGACUGUGGCGAGCUUAUUGGCUCAGCUCGCUGAUGGUCCUUUUUGAGUUUCCUUUUACAACUCAAAAGCUUCGACACAUUUCACCAUUUGAAUUAACCAUCAAUUCUGGCUCAAUACGAGGAGAACGAUUGAUCAUCAAGGGAGAAGACUAUACUGUAUUCAAAGGAAUUCCCUAUGCUAUGCCACCUGUGGGUUAUUUGCGAUUUCAGUUACCCAAAGAACCUGCUAAAUGGAGAGGUGUUAUGAAUGCAACGCAAUACUCGGCAAUGUGUGUCCAACGAGUAAAUGAUCAAAUCACUGAACCUGAACGUCAUUCAGCUCACUUCUCAGAAGAUUGCCUUUAUCUAAAUGUCUUCUCACCCACUCCUUAUCAAUAUACGAAUGAUACUUAUCCUGUCAUUGUCCUCAUUCAUGGAGGAAACUUUCAAUCCGGUGGAGGAUCUGAUUUUCCUCAACAAGCAAUUCUGGAUAACUUCGUAUCACGAAAAGUCGUCUUCGUUACCUUUAAUUAUCGAUUAGGACCUCUGGGAUUCUUAUCAACGGGUGAUAAAAUACUCCCUGGUAACAUUGGUCUUUGGGACCAAAUAUGGGCAUUGAAAUGGGUUAAAGCAAAUGUCGAAGUGUUUGGUGGUGAUUCGCGAAAUAUUCUAUUGAUGGGAACAGGUAGUGGAGCAUCAUGUGCAUCCAUAUUAGCUUUAUCUCCGCGUGCUGAAGGUUUAUUUCAUAAAGUUUUGUUGAUGUCAGGAUCAGCAUUACAGCCAGGCAUUGUAAGAGAGACAGCCGUGAAUGCGACCUGGGCUUUAAAUGAAAAAAUGCAAUGCAGGUCGUUCAAUUCAUCGGAAUUAUUGGAUUGCUUCCGUAAACGAAUGAGAGAAGAAAUAUUAGAUUAUAAGAGGUUGCAUUGGGAUGAUUAUGAAGAGUUUGUGCCUGUUGUUGAUGGUCCAGGAGGUAUCAUACCUGAUAUUCCCGAAGAUUUAGCUCGACAUCGCAAAAAGAUUCCAUUAAUGAUUGGAACAACUAAGGAUGAAAGCUCUCUUCGAAUAUUAAUUCUGAAUGAGAAGAAUGUGAACUUCAGUGCGUUGACUCCGAGUGUAGCUGAGAAGUUAGCAGAAAAUCUGACUUUAGGCUACAAACAAUUUCAGAAUCACAGGUUAAUAGCUCAAGGUUGUAAGCAUGAAUAUGUUUGGACGAAAACAGAUCCUUCCAUGUCAGAAUCGAUUCUAUUCAAUUCAAUAUUAAAUAUGUAUUCUCAUUUCUGGUUCGACGCUCCCGCUUCAAGAUUGGCUACUUACUAUGCGAAACAGAAAGCUCCUGUCUUUCUUUAUUCCUUUGAUCAUAUCAGCGAAAAUUUCUAUGAUUAUGACCGAGCAUUUCAUGGUGUUGACCGAUUACAUUUGUUUAAUAUAACUCCGAGAUUCCUAAAUCGGCGAAAGGAUAUGAAUUGGCAACUGGAUCAACGAGUCGUCGAAAUAUUUGCCGAUCUCAUUGUUAAUUUCGCUCGUUACGGAAAUCCAACACCUGAAAAUUCAGGAUUCAAUUUCAAUUGGACUUCAGCAGAUUCGAAUGAGUUGAACUACUUGAGUAUAACAGACAGUCCAACAAUGGAAGUUGGUUAUCGAUGGGAAGGCCAUGUAUUCUGGAAUUGGUAUGCACGAUCCUUAGAUGCUGUUGAUGUAGGAAAUCUUCAAAGAAUAUCUCAGUUAGAUAAAGAUAUUGGCAAUUGGCAGUUUGCCGCAGCUUUGUUAGGAUUCUGUUCGUUAUUCUUCUUCGCAAUAUUAGUUGGACUGGCAUGUUAUUGUACACGUAAAGAUUCAGAUGAUGACGAAUUAUAA